AAAAUAAUAAUAACAAUAAAAUGGUCAAAUGGUCACCUGUCCUUGAAAACAAGUUUCGCAGGUACUUAAAAAUUUUGUUCGGUAGAUUUGUUGAGUUAUUUAAGAAAAUAAAGAAAAAAUUCAUAUAUAUAAAUAAUAUUUCAUAUGGAUGUUGAAUGUCAAGUGAUCUAAAAUUAUCAGAUGAGAGUAACAGCACAAAGCUCUUUACAGAAUUUAGUAUACAAGCAUCUGCAUCUGCUGGAAGACAUAUAAUAGCAAAGAAAAAUAAACGGAGAGCGAAAAGAAACGAAAAAAAAAAAAAAAAAUAUAAAAUGUAUAUAUAUAUAUAUAUAAGCAAACAACUAUUGACUGUAGAUCUCUACUUGGAUCAUGGAUCUGGGAUCUAGGGACUUAAGUUGAGAACAGUGUGUUGGCAUUCGUCAGUUCACCGUUGGGACUUGACUUGAAAUGCUUUAACAAAAUAACACACGCAGGACUUGGGUCGUUAACACAUUUAAUAUUUAUUAACUUUAGUUAAACUUAAACUUUAAAAACCCUACGGCGGAUGGUUUAUUAUUUUGAGAAGCUGCUGGUACUUUUAGCAGCCGCAGCCGCGAAACCCAAACCCAGGAAAAAAACAUUUUUUUUUUACACCAAAAAUCGUCGAUAGUUCGCUGGUCCACGCGACAGUAAACAAUGGAAUUUAAUAGCGUCCACGGUUAAAAUAAUUUUUUUUUUUUUUAAAAUUCGUAUGCUGGAAAAUGGUCACGUAUCGCAAGUGUGUCAAAUGAUUAUUCAUCGUGUUAUUAUUCGAAAAAAUGUAACUUGAUAUAUAAAUAUAAUGAAAUUAUGUUAGUAGGUUUUUUUACUUGGUAAUAAGUACAUAUAUAUAUGGUAAAAAAAUAUAUAUAUAAUAUAAAUACUUUGAGCUGGUCAUAAAUGAUUCAGUUAUAGAAUAAAUCGGUUGUUGUUCUAAUCCUCAAGAUGUGAAUGAGUUGAAUAAAUAAUAUCGGAUUAAAUAAAAAUAUUUAUUUGAUAAAAGAAAAAAAAAAUGAAGAAUUUUUUGACGAAAGAUACGACGAUACGGAUUGGAGAUACCGUUGAUAAAUCAAUGGGGAAAGUUAUUGAGUGUAAUGUCAACAUGAACGUGUCGGUGUCGAAUAAUAAGAAAACUAUUGUUUAUCGAAGAAUACAAAAUUUAAUGACGUUAUUAAUUAUUGUUACAUUUUUUAUUGUUUAUUUUCAACUUAAACGCGAUGCGCGAGCGUUAGAAGCUCAGAUAAAUUCAAUGAACAAAAAUUUCGCAAUAUUGAUGUUAAAAUAUGAACGAUUAAAUAGAAAUUUAAAUCAAAUUAAUACCCGACAGUACACAACUUCAAAGAUACGACAAAAAUAUAUAAAUAUAAAUUCUGAUAAUAAUAAAAAUAUACAUAAUAAUAAUAAUAAUAAUGAUGAUGAUGAUGAAGAAAAUAAAUUAAAAACAAGAUUCGUCAGAUCGAUCGCCAGGUUUAACGAAUACAAUGGAACUGAUAAUGUGCCAAUGAUUACUAAUCAAAAUGAUACUGGUUCCUGGAUUGAUUCACGUGCAGGAAGAUCCCGUAGGGAUGAUGGACGAGGUAAACAACGAAGAAAGCUCAAAAGGAGGCUAAAACGCAGUCGCAGGCGAUUGGGACCAUUGGUAGCAACAUUCGUUGGUGCUGUGCCUGAACAACAUGUCACUGAUACAGGUAUUUACAUCGGCCCUUGGGUUAAGCAAAACGAAUCGCGUUAUGGGUUCAAUAAAUUUCAUUUGGUUGAAGAUAAACGAUCUAUUGAAGUAACUGUUAAUGGAUUAUUUAUGGUAUCAGCUCAGAUUUAUUAUUAUGGUGAACCAUCACAUUAUUCAUAUUGGAUAUUACUAAGUUCUGAAGGCACAUCAUUGACAAGAAAAAUAAUAAAAUGUGCAACAGUAUCAGCAGUUACAGCAACUGAAGCCUCUUGUUAUACCAGCGUAAUUCUUCCUCUACGACGUGGGGAUCGACUGCAUAUACAACAACAAGAACGUGACAGGCUUAUUAAUUUACGUGAAGGUCACAGUUACAUACAAUUGAUGCUACUGUCAAGUGAUCAGCAAAAACGACGAAUAAGUACUUAAAUAAUUCAUUCAUCAACUAGUCGUUUGCGUUUAUUCAUUAUUAUUAUUUUUUUUUUAUUUACUAUUAUCAUGAUAAUUUAAUCAAAGCUAAGGUACUCUGUGGUUACCAAACAUUUUUAUGCUCAGUUUUACGAAUAAUAAGAGUAAUAAAUAAAAUAAAAUAAAUCUAAGGAACUAAUUAAAAAUAAUAAUAAAGAUGUAAGGAGAUAUUUUAUUAAAAUUACAGUUAUUUUAUUUUUUUAUUCAUUUUUAUAAAUUUAAAUUUUUAUUUUGUAAACUUUUUGAGGGGUCAUGUCAGUGCGCUUCGAAAAUGAAGAUUUUGGGGUAAAAAAAAAUUUUUUUUGUUAUUUGAUAAUAAGGGGGGGGAGGUUAAAUAUUUGACGUAACGAAAAUAUUUUUUUAAUAAAUUCUAAGUACCUGACAGGUGGCGCAAUUUUUUGAAAUAAGAAAUUUUUUAAAAAUGUGUACACGGAAAGAAAAUUAUGGGAAGUUUUGCUAUG
Molecule: messenger RNA, 2613 nt
Organism: Microplitis mediator
Lineage: Eukaryota; Metazoa; Arthropoda; Insecta; Hymenoptera; Braconidae
Product: probable serine/threonine-protein kinase MARK-A
Exons: 8
Coding region: 1031-2113 (360 amino acids)
Molecular function (GO): receptor ligand activity
Source: RefSeq, a predicted model, not a curated record